AUGAAGCUUGAUGUCCAGAGACUCGUUGACCCUGAAACCAAGGAAGCCCUCGUAACCAACCUAGCAGACCGGCUUGAUAGCUUGCAAGCUGAAGAUCCAGAGGCAGCUUGGGCCAACUUCAGGAAUACAGUCUACGACUCAGCCAUACUGAUACUUGGACAUCCGAAGAGGAAACACCAAGACUGGUUGACAGCAACAACACAGAGAUCACCAGCCUACUUAAACAAAAACAAGAGCCUCAGAAGCAAGGUCCAGACUGUAAUGCGACAGAUGAAGUGGUGGGUGGCGAAGGCUGCAAAGUCACAACAGUAUGCAGACGAGCACAACUCCAAGAAGUUCUUUGCUAGUUUGAAGACUGUUGGUGGUGUGACCACUUCAGCAAUUCAGCAAACAAUUCUGCACAUGGCUCAGUGUCCGGUCCUGACAUCACUUGAUGACCUUCCGACACUGGAGGAAACCCAGAAAGCAAUCAAGCAACUCUUCAAGCUCGUUGGAGAGGCUAUGGCAGUCAAGCUCACUGAGCUGAUGCAGCAGUUUUGUGAGGCAGGAUCAGUGCCGCAGAACUUCAAUGACGCCAACGUCAUUCAUCUGAACAAGAACAAAGGUAGCAGAGCAUCAUGUGACAACCACAGAGGUAUCUCACUAUUGAGCAUUACAGGGAAGAUCAUGGCUCUGAACAUCCUGAAUCGCAUCCUACACCACUUGCUGGACGAUGUUGUCUCCGAGAGCCAGUGUGGCUUCAAGAGCAACAGGAGAACAAUUGAUCUGAUCUUCGCCCUUCGUCAACUGCAAGGAAAGUGCCGGGAACAGAACCAGAAUCUUUACGUCCUGUUCGUUGACCUGAUGAAGGCCUUUGACACCGUCAACCGUGAGGGUCUGUGGUCCAUACUCUCCAAGUUUGACUGUCCAUCAAACUUCAUCAAGAUCAUCAGGUCAUUCCAUAACGGCAUGAUGGCCCGUGUAGUGGAAAAUGGAUCUGUGUCAGACCCUUUCUCAGUGUACAACAAAGUGAAAAAAGGCUGCGCCUUGGCACCAACGCUCAUGUUUGCUACUGUGCUGGUCUCUGCACUCUCCAACACCGAUGCAGGAAUCACUAUCCACUACAGAUAUGAUAACCCCUUCUUUGACCUGAGGCGUCUGAAGGCCAGAGCCAAGGUCCUCAAGGCACUUAUGAAGGACUUCCUGUUUGCAGAUGACUGUGCUCUUGCAGCACUCAGAGAACCAGAUCUGCAGGAGCUGUUCAGCUGCCUGGCUACUGUAGACCAAGCAUUCGGCCUGACGACCAGCCUUCGGAAAACAGAAGUGAUGCUUCAGCCUGCACCUGGCUUCUCUCCCCCAGAGCCUAACAUCGAUAUUGAGGGUACAACACUGAACAAUAUGGACAGCUUUACCUACCUGGGAAGCUGCUUGUCCUGA
Messenger RNA from Penaeus vannamei (Pacific white shrimp), 1416 nucleotides. RefSeq names its product probable RNA-directed DNA polymerase from transposon BS. NCBI's taxonomy places the organism in Eukaryota, Metazoa, Arthropoda, Malacostraca, Decapoda, Penaeidae. The record is from RefSeq and is a predicted model, not a curated record.